Paralichthys olivaceus (Japanese flounder) is the source of this 4694-nucleotide messenger RNA. It is a transcript of the gene tent4b, whose product is annotated as terminal nucleotidyltransferase 4B. The record is from RefSeq and is a predicted model, not a curated record. Gene Ontology annotation, biological process: RNA 3'-end processing. Gene Ontology annotation, molecular function: poly(A) RNA polymerase activity; mRNA binding. Gene Ontology annotation, cellular component: TRAMP complex; nucleolus. Lineage: Eukaryota; Metazoa; Chordata; Actinopteri; Pleuronectiformes; Paralichthyidae.
UGUUGCGUAACGACGGUGCCUCCGCCCCUCGACCCGCGCAUGCGCAGACGCUGCGUGCGCUCCGCCAUUGAGGGAGCCACUAUCAGGAGGACGGGGUCAGAGGCACUUCUUCUCCGACCGCCUGCAGCCGCACGCUUCUCCAGCAUUCACACCGCGACUCCGGGCUCCAGACGCCGCUUCUCAAAGCCUGACUCGCACUCGUCGUGAUUCCCGUGGGUGAAUUCGCUCGUCAGCUGCGUGUACCGCCACCACAGAAGACCGAGUGUCUUGUUUCUUUUUAAAACCAGACUGUGAUAGUAACGGGCAGCUCAGCUAGCAGCAGCAGCUAUUGCGAGGCUUCGGCAGGCUAGCUGACGUUAGCUAGCGCCCUGGCUAGCUAGCUAGCCGCACACGAGCUGAGCAGUGCUCGCUGGUGCGGGCGGGGGGGGGCGGUGUGCCUACAGUGUCGUUUGAUGGAUCCGAGGAUCGCCUGGUUUCAACCAGAACAACGCGGACCCGCUAACAACCUGUGGAUGCAGAUCUGGGAGACGACCCAGGGGCUCGGCUACUUGCACGUCAAUAACAGCUACAGCAGCGGAUCGCAGAAAGCUAGCGUCAACGGAGCCGUCCUCGGCAGCAGGAACGGGGCGCUCGACUCCAACACCGCCGGCAGCGGGGAGCCAGGAGCCAGGACCCAGGGGAUGUCGACCUCAACGGGGGACGGAGGAGUAACGGAACAGCGGGACUUUAUACCUCUGGAAACCAACAACAGCAACUACAACAACCGAGCCCCUGGCAGGGGCGGUGUCGGUGUCGGAGGGGGGCAGCAGCAGGGCAGCGGGGUCGCCGUGCUCUGGAGGGGGCUGACAGACGGACACCCCAACAAAAGGAAAAGAGACAACAAAGCCAGCACUUUCGGAUUCAAUGCCAGCCUCUUGAACAGCGGCCCCGACACGGGAGGCUACGAUGGUUACACCGGCACUCCGUGGAAAGUCAGGAACUACUCGGAGGGAAUAGUUGGGUUAAACGAGGAGAUCAAUGAUUUCUAUGACUACAUCUCCCCACGACCAGAGGAGGAGAAGAUGAGGCUGGAGGUAGUGGACAGAAUAAAGGGCGUCAUUCACGCCCUAUGGCCCAGCGCUGAGGUCCAAGUGUUUGGGAGCUUCAGCACCGGUCUCUACCUUCCAACGAGUGACAUUGACCUGGUAGUUUUUGGGAAGUGGGAGACGCUGCCGCUCUGGACACUGGAAGAGGCGCUGCGCAAGAAGAAUGUUGCAGAUGAGAACUCUAUUAAAGUUUUGGACAAGGCUACGGUUCCCAUCAUCAAACUGACAGACUCUUUCACUGAGGUCAAAGUGGACAUCAGCUUCAAUGUAAAGAGUGGCGUAAAGGCUGCUCGCCUCAUCAAGGAAUUUAAAGAGAAAUACCCUGUGCUGCCUUACCUGGUCCUGGUGCUGAAGCAGUUCCUACUGCAGAGGGACCUCAAUGAAGUUUUUACUGGAGGAAUCGGUUCCUACAGCCUGUUCCUCAUGGCUGUCAGCUUCCUGCAGCUCCACUACAGGGAGGACGUGUGCAGUCGCAACAUCAACAUCGGUGUUCUGCUCAUCGAAUUCUUCGAGCUCUACGGUCGUCACUUCAACUAUCUGAAGACUGGCAUCAGGAUAAAAGAUGGAGGUUGCUACGUUGCCAAAGAUGAGGUUCAGAAGAAUAUGAUGGACGGCUACAGGCCCUCCAUGCUCUAUAUCGAGGACCCACUGCAGCCAGACAACGAUGUUGGCCGGAGUUCAUAUGGUGCCAUGCAGGUGAAGCAGGCGUUCGACUAUGCCUAUGUAGUGCUCAGCCACGCUGUGUCCCCCAUCGCCAAGUACUACCCCAAUAAUGAGACUGAGAGCAUACUCGGCAGAAUAAUCCGGGUGACACAGGAAGUGGAUGAAUACAGGGAAUGGAUCCGAAAAAACUGGGUCAGCCCGUCCCAGAAUGACCUGCCACUCAACAGAAAUGACGUCACGCUAUUUGAGUCCCAGCAGCUCGAUGAGUGCAACAACAACGUUCCAGACGAUGACGACGACGACGACGAUGAUGUUGUUGUGGUUCUACCGUCGACCCCCCACAGCAAAAACUCUUCCAACUCCUCUUCUCCAUCCCCUUCACUGCGCUCCUCUCCUUCCUCCUCUCUGCUGUCACCAUCCUCAACGUCCUCCAGUUCCAGCGAUGCGGACUCUGAUGGCACACCGUGUAAGACAGCCAAGCAGCAGUCUGGCCGUGGCUCCAGCGCCCACAGAGAAAAGUCGGCUGCCGUCAGUAAUCACCGAACACAGUGCCACAAUACCAGCACUCCAUCUGGAAGCAACAAGGGAGGAAAGGCCAGGAUGUCUCGCUCCCACCACAAGAGUGGCCACCACGGGCAGCAGAGCUCCUCCUCCAGCACCAAAAGUCAUCCGAGCAACAAGCCACAUCACCAGGGCAACAGCAAGAAGAGGAAAAAUGUCCGGGACUCUACACAAGACGAUCUCUGCAGAUAGGGGUGACCUCGCCUGGCCCUCCCCAGUCCCCCCGUCCUCGUCUGCAAACUGACUGCCUGUCAUGUCCCACUUCUGCUGCCAGACUCCAGCCUCAGGAGGUUGUUAGUAGUAUUAUAACCUCUUCAGCGUCUGUCUCUAUCAAGCUUUUUGAGAUGACAAGCAACUAUUUCUAGCAGAAAAAAUAAGAACAAAAAAAAAAGAAUCGUUAUAGGAAAUGGGGUUUAAUUUCUUGGACCUGAACUGAAAUCGCAAAGGAUAAAUGUUCAUUUGCUUCCCUACAGCUUCUUUUAAGGAGCAGUUUUCUUUCCCUCAGUCAGCACCAACAUAACAUGCCUCUUGCGCCUCCUGCUGUCCAGGAGUAGAGAGGUUGUUUGUAUGGAAUAUACUCUGGAGUGAAACCUGGAGCUACUGGCUGGAAAAAUAGGAUAAAAAAUUUUAUCCCCCCAAAAAAAACGCAAAUGGCUUAAAAUGUAUCAAAAACAGAAAUGUUAUGUUUAACAACAGAAAAAUAUGUACACAGAUUUUUUUAAAGAUGGUAACAAAUGCAAUCAGUGAGAGUGAGACAUAACUUAUGCAUGAGAAUUUCUUUUUGUUGGUUGAUUUUUCUGUGGGUUUAAUCUGUUUUGUCUAAACAGGUUAUACAAGGAUUUGUACAAAAACGCACCAGAAAAAAAAAAAGUUUGAAAAAUACAAGUAAGAAAAGAUUGUUUAUUAUGACGUUUUUACAAGAUAUACCGAUUGAAGACAUGUAAACAUGCACAUCUUGCGCCUGCAGCUUUUCGGCCAAAGCCGAGAGCUGGUUCGGGUCCCAUUGCCAACAUGAAUCAUCAGCAUCUACUUUUAUUCUCGGUUGCUCUCUGUGAGUGUGCUACAGUGUUAAAAAGAAUUUAGCCUUGGGUGAGCCAGUGCUCGCAUACAGCCCUAAAGAUGACUGGUUGAGAGAUCAUCAUCUCGUCUCAAUAGCACAGUCACACCAGUGUAGAGGCUUUAAGACAACAGGUUUAAAUCCAUAUGGGGGUGAAAAUGGUUUUAUUGAAAAAUCCUACACUUGAAAAAAAAAAAAAUUGUGUUAAAAAUACAACUGUGGAUGAUGAUCUGUUCCUUCGGCAAUUUGCCGACUACAAAAAUCAUUUGUAUUUGUUAAAUGUAUUUAUUUUUUUAUUAAUUAUAUGAACAUAGUAUGGAUAAAUGUAUUAUUAACAUUAGAGCCCAUAUCUUUUUGAGUCCUAUAUUUGAAAUAGGAUAUAUUUGGGGAGGUGGGCUGGAAACUGGUAUAUUCAGGUACAGUCAAAAUACCACCUUUUUAUUUAAUUGGGUUGUUUUUCGUUUGAUUUUUCUUCCGUGACAGUUGAGUGACCAAGUUACUUUGAAAAGCUUGAGAGAGACCACUUUGUCCUACAGUGACAAUUGUAUUUUUAAUCUGUGGCUGGUCUACUUACUUCAAAAGGGAGCGGAUUGUUGUUUUUUUUUAAUUUUAAUUUUAUUUUAUAAACUGUCACAGCAACACAAAUACAUUCAAAAUGUCGACCCCCUUCUGUCAUUGCAGUUACAACACCUAUCCUGUAGAUGGAGUCAUUGCUCUUGAGUCUUGAUCCACACAGAGUUUGGGCUUGUAUACUGCAUUUGGACGGGUUUAUCUCUGCAUCGUUUCUUUCUGAUAAUACCCUGAUAGAUUUAAAGUGAUCGGACAGCUGCACAUAGAGAACCCAAUAAGCUGGGUGCUUGCUGGAGGGAGUGACACACCAAAGCACAGUGCAACCCCCUGUCCAUCUUUACCUUUUGUCCCAGACAUGACAAGAACCACCCACAGUGAAAACUGGUAGCCAGCAAUAACUACCCACCUGAUGAUCACUUCAAUGGCUGCUGCAGCUGCACAGUGUCCAUCAUGUCCCGUGUUUUAAGACAGUGAAGCACAUUAGACUUGCAGCCCAUUACGAUGGUGUUGAAAUGUUAAGGUUCCGUGCCCCUUCCCAUCAUCCCCCAGUGCUACAGCUGCGGUCUAAAUGCAGUAUAUAAAGGCUGGUCUUGUGGUAGGCAGGACUAGGAGAAAGGUAAAGUUAGCAGCACCACCUGAAUGUCCACUGACCAUUUCUUCUUCACUGUAGGAAGACUUCAAACCCAACUGUACUCAUCUGAAACGUUGUUUCUCUGCAGCUAUUACAAUCCAUGCAAUAAAAAAAACAGUACAAUGAA